ACGAAGGGUCUCCGGCCAUGGAAUCAGAAACGAAGAAGGGGGUAUAGUCUGCACGGCCCGGCUUUUCUAUUCCAGUUUUUUUUUUCCUGGUUUACUCUCUCAUUUCUCGUCUGUCCCGCGCGCAUCGAGGCUUUAGACCACCACGACCGAGGCCGUAGCCUGCGGGACCAGGUUCCCGAGGUUGAGCUGGCUCGAUAGCGUCAGGCCCGAGAGAUUGAUUGUGGGGCCGGCACCCCCGCCCGCGCCCGCACCAUUCGCAACAGGCGGCGUCGUCGGGGCCGAAGGGGGAUUGGCGGCAGACUGGAUCGGCACGAGGCCGGGGAUGCCCCCGAAUGCGCCGGGAAAGUUGACAGUAGGAGUGGCGAUCGGAAGCACGAGCGUAUCGGUCAGCGAGCUGGCGGAGCCGGGAAGAGGAGCGAGCGACGUCACCGAGGAGGUGGCCGAGCUAUCGGAGCUGGGGAGAGGAGCGAGCGUCGUCGUCGACGAGGAGGCGGCCGAGCUAUCGGAGCUGGGGAGAGGAGCGAGCGUCGUCGUCGACGAGGAGGCGGCCGAGCUGUCCGAGCCGGGAAGAGGAGCGAGCGACGUCACCGAGGAGGAGGCGGCCGAGCUAUCCGAGCUGGGAAGAGGAGCGAGCGUCGUCGUCGACGAGGAGGCGGCCGAGCUAUCGGAGCUGGGAAGAGGAGCGAGCGUCGUCGUCGACGAGGAGGCGGCCGAGCUAUCGGAGCUGGGAAGAGGAGCGAGUGAUGUCGACGACGCGACGGCCGAGCCGUCUGACACGGGGGCGCCGGCGACAGGGACGCUUGUGCUGGCCGAGCUGGUCUGGGAAACUUGGGAAGAAGACGAGAGUGCCAGCGAGGUUGAGGACGUCGAAGCGUCCGAGGGGCUGGGGGGAGGGACCUGUCCCGAUUCGGUUGUUGUCCCUCCCUGCGUCGGCAGCGAUGCCAGAGAAGAAGACGAGAUCGAACUCGCGUCGGCGGCACUGGAAGGAGCAGCCGGCGGGUUUCCAACCGAACUGGUUAUCCGGGCCCCUUCUGGGACGGGGAUCACCGUGACACCAACCCCGCCACUGGCGACCACCGAAGAUGGAGCUCCUCCCGUACCCGACACCCCGUCCACUGCCCCGUUGGCUUGACCUGGGAAAACGGUAACGGUUGAUGCCGGGGCUGUGACGGUUACGGUGACUAUGCCUGUCCCGUUCAACCCAAGACCCGCGCCGCCGCCGCCGCCUCCAACCGUGAUGGUUUGCCGAACUGUUUCGGUGACAGUCGCGCCAAGUCCAAUGCGGCUAAUAAUUUCGAGAAAGCCAUCGGCUAGGUUUGGGCUGCUCGUGACCUCCUGUCGUCGGCUGAACACCGCGGCCUAGGCCCCAGUGAGCGACUUACACAGAUAUUCUUUCCAAG
Molecule: messenger RNA, 1400 nt
Organism: Thermothelomyces thermophilus ATCC 42464
Lineage: Eukaryota; Fungi; Ascomycota; Sordariomycetes; Sordariales; Chaetomiaceae
Exons: 1
Coding region: 323-1132 (269 amino acids)
Source: RefSeq, a predicted model, not a curated record